Nipponia nippon (crested ibis) is the source of this 2217-nucleotide messenger RNA. NCBI's taxonomy places the organism in Eukaryota, Metazoa, Chordata, Aves, Pelecaniformes, Threskiornithidae. The record is from RefSeq and is a predicted model, not a curated record.
AUGUAUUUGACUAAGCAGUUAUUAACUAAGUAUUUUCUGGAUUACUCCAAAGUAGCACUACCUGGAGAUUAUUUGGAAGAGGAGAAGGAAGAAGAUGAUGAUGAUGAAAAAACCACUAAUGUUGAACAAAAUCCUGGUCUCUCUAUCUUUUCUGUAACAAAUGAGGAUGAAAAUGCUGAGCAGCAGUGUAAGCCAACAGAAGUAUUUCCAUGUGAAAAUCAAGAUGGGAAUUCAAAGAUGUCUUCAUAUAGGAGUAGACAUUUAUUCACAAAGAGGUCAAGAAACUCUUCCACAGUGAAACUUGAAAUAAAACUUCAAGAAUCUGAUGAUGAAUGUGAUCUUGUCAUUGAUGUGCCACCACAAGCUGUUAAUAAAAAGCCAAGAAGAAGUAGGAACUAUACAAGUGGGAACACGGACAAAGAACUGGCUGCUGUAAUAGGUGCAGAAAACUUACAUGAUAGUGCUGGAGCAGACAUUCUUGGGUGUACAGAAGAAAAAUCAGAGAAAAUUAUCACUUUGCAGAUGAAUGGCAAAGGUUUAAAUAAAUCUGAAAAACUAGGCAAUGUUUCUCCAAAAGCAAAUGAGCCUAAUGUAAAUACUAAUAUAUUGAAGGUUUUGGAGGAAAGAGAUGCCCUUGCUUAUACUGCAGAGAAACUUAUAUCUUCCACUGCUUCUAUUGAGGCAGACAUGCAGAAGGGAAUUCUGAAGCAAGGGAAUGCAGAAACCAAUAUACUGGUCGAAGCAUUUGUUCAGGGGCAUGCUACUAAUGAAGACUGUGUGAGCAGUGGAAGAGUAACACAGUCUGUCUUGUGUACUGGUCACAUGUCAAAAGAUGAAACCACAAUUGAAAGACCUUAUAAGGAAAUAAUAAAUACAGAGGAAAGCCAGAGCAUAGAAGAAAAUGGGGGUAAUGAUAGCCCAGAAGAUACAUGCCCAUGUACAACUUCUUACUUAAACAAGAAAGAAAGUGAAGCAGGUCUGUGGAGUUCAUCUACUGAGGAAGCAGAACCCAGUGGGGAGGACACAGGGCUCUCUGAAUCAGAUGAUCCUUUAGAGGAGUGUCGGAGAAUUUUUGAUGAGUUUGAAAGAGAAGCACAGAAGAAGGAUGCUGAUAAGCAGGCCCUGAGAGAAGAGCAAUCUGUUUAUGAUCGUUGUGGCAGUAAAAAAAUGUACCUGAAUUUUGCUGUGAAGGCUCUCAAAAAGCUGAGAGAUCAUGGGCAACUUAGUAACAGCAGAUCUUCCAGUGGCGCUGGAUCCAUAAAGUCAGAGGAAGAGAAAGGUGGUGCUCUGUAUGAACUUCUAAAAGGUUAUCUUCUGACUGAGGAACAGUUGAAUGAAAAUAACUUCCCUCGACCAAAUCCUGAAAAAAAUGGUAGUGCUAUGCUUACUGGGGUUGUAAAAAAUGCUGGAUAUGAUGGUUUCAAAAGAGUGUGCUGUAGGUGUGGUGAAGUGUAUGCUGUUACUUCUUCAGGAGGAUAUACACGUGAAGAAGAAUGCAACUAUCAUUCUGGUAGAGUAUUGGAACAAAAAGUUCCUGGUGGCAUGGAAAAACACUAUAGCUGUUGUGAUAGAAUUGUUGGGUCUGCUGGAUGUCAGAUUGCAAAGCUUCAUGUUCAUGAUGGAAGAAGGGAGAAAUUGGAAGGCUUCAUGAAGACAUUAAUUAAAUCACCACCUUUUGAUGGAAACUAUGGUGUAUAUGCUCUGGACUGCGAGACGUGUUACACAACCCACGGCUUGGAACUAACUAGAGUGACAGUGGUCGAUGCUAAGCUACAGGUUGUCUAUGAUACGUUUGUUAAACCAGAUGGUAAAGUUGUAGACUACGAUAUAAGACUCUCUGGAGCCACAGAGGAUGAUCUGAAGAAUACCACAACAUCUCUUCGGGAUGUACAGGCAAUACUUCUAAACUUGUUCAGUGCAGAUACAAUUUUAAUUGGACACAGCUUAGAAAAUGGCUUAUUUGCUCUCAAGCUGAUUCAUGACAGAGUAGUGGACACGUCAAUAGUUUUUCCUCAUCGGCUAGGUUUGCCUCACAAAAGAGCACUUAGAAGUCUGAUGGCUGACUACCUCAGGAGAAUUUGUCAAGAUGAUGUUGAUGGUCAUAAUUCCAAGGAAGAUGCAAUUGCUUGUAUGGAACUAAUCCUUUGGAAGGUCAAGGAGGACAAGUUUGGCUCGCUGCUCUGUAGUGCUUCAGUACCAAUUAUUUUUCUGAUGUAA